Anarrhichthys ocellatus (wolf-eel) is the source of this 6099-nucleotide messenger RNA. RefSeq names its product S-phase cyclin A-associated protein in the ER (gene scaper). The transcript is spliced from 31 exons. Gene Ontology annotation, molecular function: lipase activity; zinc ion binding; nucleic acid binding. Gene Ontology annotation, biological process: lipid metabolic process. The record is from RefSeq and is a predicted model, not a curated record. NCBI's taxonomy places the organism in Eukaryota, Metazoa, Chordata, Actinopteri, Perciformes, Anarhichadidae. Bases 1107 to 5456 code for a protein of 1449 amino acids.
UGGUUGCUAACAGCCACAAUAUGGCUGCUAAUUUAGUCAAGAGCAUGACAAUCCCAAUGCACUGCUAGCUAGCUUGAGCUAGGUGAUUUGGAUAAUUGAGAAUGGGUUCACUCAGCUGACGGGUGCAGCAGGAAAUAAACAUUUUAGAGACAUCUGUGUGAUGUAGUCAGCCCUUGUGGUCCCCUUCCACCAGCACCAACUUGUGCAAUUUUUACUAAAUGAUGAUAAAUGGCCCUGUGAGAUGUGUGAGAACAUGCUAAUGCAUCAUGGGAUGUGUGUGUACAUGUGUGUUGUCUUAUCGUCAGUAUAACAUAAAUGUGACGACAGGGCAGCACAGGAGUAAUUGUGAUAAGUCUGUACCAGGUCACCUUGCUUAUCCUGCUGUCCCCGUUUAUCCCAACAUCCUCUUGCACACUUUGUAAGUUUGCAUCAUUUGUAGGCGGUCAAACCGCAUGGGCCUGUGUGUUUUGUCCCCCCAAGCAGCCUAUGAAUUAUUGGAUGCCUAGUCCAAUCAGAUCCAGAGCAUCGCCCUGUGAGGCUAAUGCCUGGCCAGGUUUGCGUUAGCACACACACACUGUCUCUGAGCCUGCAGCGAUACUCUCAUCACUGGCAACACAGGAUGGGGGGGGCAGAGCAGCAGGCUGGCUGUGUGCACAUGACUGCGCAGCGUUGUGGCAGAAGAAGAGUGAGAGAUGAGAGAGAGAGAGAGAGAGAGAGAGAGAGAGAGAGCGAGAGCGAGUGGGGGCUCUGAUGCAGAGGAGAGAAGCUGUAAAUAUAGGAAGCUACAUGCAGUGGAGAGCAGAAGAGAGUGGCAAGCAGACAGACAGCGGCGGGCAGAGUCGGGCCUAAGAAAUGGUUGCUAACUCAGCAGAGCACUGAGGGCUCAGGCUAAGAUUACAGACAAAGUGGACUGGCGGACCGCUGAGCACUUGUCCCUCUCAAUUGCCACUGGGAGAGGAGUUGACACAGCUGGGCAAGUUGCUAUAGCAGUGUGGACUAAACAGUAGGAGUCUAUUUUUGGUCCUGCUGUCAGAUGACGAUGUCACUUUGCACAAGUGGCGGGGCUGGUGUGGGGCAACAGGUUGCCUGAAGUGGGCUGCAAAAAUAUGUCAGGGGUGGAUAAGGACGAGGAACCUGCUUACAGACUGUACUUCUAUUCUGCAUCUUUUCAGCGCUCCAACAGCCAUGACAAGGUGAGGAAGAUCGUCGCCGAAGAAGGCCGCGCCGCUCGAAACCUCAUCGCCUGGAGUGUUCCUCUGGAGAACAAAGAGGAGGAAGCAAAGUCCAAAAGCAACUCCAGUGGCAGCUCCAAGGCCCAGAGGAUCAACGCUGCUCAGCAAAGGAACAAGAAACAGAAUGCUGGAGUCGAAAAUAAAGGCACGGCUGGUGUCUCGUCGGAUAAGGGGCCAGAGAAGAGCCCCACCAAAGCCAGACAGCCCCGCAAGGUGGACUUGCGAGCGCGCUACUGGGCUUUCCUCUUCGACAACCUGCGUCGAGCUGUGGACGAGAUUUACGUCACCUGUGAAUCCGAUCAGAGUGUCGUAGAAUGCAAGGAGGUGUUGAUGAUGUUGGACAACUACGUACGGGACUUCAAAGCUCUCAUAGACUGGAUCCAGCUCCAGGAGAAGUUGGAGAAAACAGAUGCCCAGAACAGGCCCACGUCGUUAGCCUGGGAGGUGCGUAAGAUGUCUCCAGGACGUCAUGUGAUGCCGAGCUCCUCAGCGGACAGAAUGGUUCCUUCUCCAGGUGCACGUCGCGCCCUCACCUUUGGUGGUCCCCCACCUACACUGGCUGCAGCCCGGCUUUGCCACGCAGGCCCCAGCUGGGCGGACCGGGUGAAGUGUACUCAGUCCGUCCCGAGCUCCAGUCAGCAAACCAACGCCCCUGUAGAGAAACUGGGUAAAAAGGAUGCUGAGGGCUGGGAGACGGUCCAGCGAGGACGUACUGCCAAGCCCCGCUCUGCCGUCAUAGUUUCCACGGUCAGCCCCGUCUUGGUUCAUGUCCCCCCAAAGCAGGACAGCGUCAAGUGUGACCAGUCACUUCUGCCACCAAAGGAGGAGCAACAACUCCAUCCUCUGUGUCCCUCGGACGAGGACACGACCCUGAAGGACGCUGAGCAGCCGGGCCCCGUGGAGCCCGACCCCCUGGACAAAGCUGGAUGUCCAGAGAACGGGAACACGAUUGAGCCCCCAGCAGAGAGUGUAGAAGACUCGGUGCAGUGUGUCAACGCACCCUGUGAAGACGCGCCUCCCCCCAUACCAGCUCCUACCCCUUCCCAAGCCCCAGAGCCCCCCCCAUCCUCACCAACAGACAUUACCUUGUCAGUCCCGGUCCUCCCUGCUCCGGCCCCCUCAACAUCCCCAGACCUUCCCCAGACGGAUGGGCUUGGUGCUCUGUUGGCCUUUGGGGACAGUGUGGCUGAGGGUGGCGUGUCGCAGGGCAUGGCCACAUCUGCUCCAGGACAGGCUGAGACUCCCGAGACAGCCGUGAAACUGGAGAGUGUGUUGGACCCCACAGAGCUUUCUACUCCACAGUCCAUGGCCGAGGUCUUGGCCAAAAAAGAGGAGCUUGCCGACCGACUGGAGAAAGCCAACGAGGAGGCGAUUGCCAGCGCCAUUGCUGAGGAGGAGCAGUUGACCAGAGAGAUCCAGGCCGAGAACAACGACCUGGACACUGACAACGAAACAGACUUCUCUGCUAGCAUCGGCAACGGCGUUGGAGGUGUCAAUAUUGAUUGGUGUGAAAUGCUGGCGGAUUAUGACGCCCGUGAGCCAUGGCGUCAGAGUACCUCAUGGGGGGACAUAGUAGAGGAAGAACCCGCUCGGCCUCCUGGACAUGGAAUCCACAUGCACGAGAAAUUGUCCUCACCAUCACGCAAAAGAACCAUUGCAGAGUCAAAGAAGAAACAUGAGGAGAAACAGCUGAAGGCACAGCAGCUGAGGGACAAACUCCGGGAGGAAAAGACGCUCAAACUGCAGAAGCUCUUGGAGAGGGAGAAGGAGGUGAGGAAAUGGAAGGAGGAGUUGUUGGAGCAGCGUCGGAGGAUGAUGGACGAAAAGCUGUUACACGCAGAGUUAAAGCGAGAGGUUCAGCUCCAGGCGAUUGUGAAGAAGGCUCAAGAAGAAGAGGCCAAGGUGAAUGAAAUCGCAUUCAUCAACACUCUGGAAGCCCAAAACAAGAGGCACGAUGCCCUGGCCAAGUUAAAUGAGUAUGAGCAACGCCUCAACGAGCUGCAGGAUGAGAGACAGCGGAGACAGGAGGAGAAGCAGGCCAGAGAUGAGGCGGUGCAGGAGCGUAAACGGGUCCUGGAAGCAGAGCGGCAGGCCCGGGUGGGGGAGCUGCUGGUGCGGAGGAAGGAGCAGGAGGCUCGUAUUGAACAGCAGAAGCAGGAAAAAGAGAGAGCUCGAGAAGACGCAGCACGGGAAAGAGCCAGAGAUCGAGAAGAGCGUCUGGCUGCUCUUAGUGCUGCUCAACAGGAGGCCAUGGAGGAGCUGCAGAAGAAAAUACAGCUGAAGCAUGAUGAGAGCAGCCGCAGGCAUAUGGAGCAAAUCGAGCAGAGGAAGGAGAAGGCUGCUGAGCUCAGCAGCGGUCGACAUGCUAACACAGACUACGCCCCCAAACUGACACCCUAUGAGCGCAAGAAACAGUGCUCCCUGUGCUGUGUUAUGAUCACCUCAGAGGUGCACCUGUUCAGCCACACCAAGGGCAAGAGGCACCAACAGGCCGUGCGAGACAGUAGCAGCAUCCAAGGACGGGAGCUCUCUGACGAGGAAGUGGAGCAUCUUUCCUUGAAGAAAUACAUCGUGGAUAUAGUGACGGACAGCUCUGUGUCUUCUGAGAGCAUGAAGGAUGGAGAAGAGAGGCAGAAGGCACGGAAGAAAGCUAAGAAGCUCCGUGCCAGAAUGAACUCCAGGGCGAAGGAAUAUGAGCGGUCAGUGGAGGCAAAGACACAGGUCCCCGAGUCCCCGUACAAGGCCAAGUUGCAGCGCCUGGUGAAGGACCUGUUGAAGCAGCUGCAGGGUCAAGACAGCGGCCAGAGCGCCAACAACAAAGUGUCUGGUCUGGACCGAACUCUGGGAGAGAUCUCUCGCAUCUUAGAGAAACAGAACAAUGCAGACCAAGUGGCCUUCCAAGUAGGCGGCGGCCUGUCGGCUCUGGAACAAAUUCUGCAGGUCGUUGCCGCUGCUUCCACUCCCACUGCAGUUCCUCGUAUUCCUCUCAAGUCCCUCUGUGCUGCUGUAAACACCUACUACCUGGCAUGUUCCUGCUGCCCCCCCAGCUGCUCAUAUGUGCUGUUUAGCAACAAGAUAGCUCUCCUCAUGGACCUGCUGCUGCAUCAGCUAACACUAUAUGUCCCAGAUGAGGACAAAUCUAUUUUCGGGCGCAGUGUGAACAAACAAGUCUUUGAGGGUUUGACGACGGGAUUGUUGCAGACCAUCGCUACCAUCCUCGGGUCCCUGUGGCCGCAUAUCUCUGAGUCUGGACAAGGUGAAAACACAUGGAUUUCCUCCCCAGAUGCCAAGGUCAAGAGCUCUGCCACAGAGUCCUUCAACACUCGCACACAAGACCUAAUCAGCUAUGUAGUGAACAUGGGUCUGAUCGACAAGCUGUACGGGUGCUUCUUGUCGAUCCAAGGUCCUGUAGACGAGCUGCCCAAGAUGUCUGCUUUCCUCCAGCAAGCCUCGGCUCUGCUGCACAGCAUGUGUAAGCUGUGUUUUGUCGUAACCGGACGUGCUCCCAGUAUAUUUGACAAUAAACGCCAGGACCCGACUGGAUUGACGGCCCUGCUGCAGUCCACAGACCUGGUGGGAGUGGUGCACACGCUGUAUUGCAUCCUGCUGCAUAGUUUCUCGCCAGAGUCUUCUUCCCAGAGUCAGGAGCCCUAUGGCCCCGGGGUCAUCCAGGUGGCUUUGCAAGGCAUCCGCUUCCUCAACAGUUUUGCCCUGCUUGACCUGUCCGCCUUCCAGUCUGUUCUAGGAGCCGAGGGCCUGUCUCUGGCCUUCCGACACAUCGUCAGCUCCCUGCUCUGGUACUGUACCCAGCAUUCCUCUGAAGAGCUUCUGCACGAAGUCAUCGUCUGUGUGGGAUACUUUACCGUUAACCACACAGACAACCAGGUGAUAGUGCAGUCUGGCCGCCAGCCCAGCGUGCUGCAGAAACUGUGUCAGCUGCCCUUCCAGUACUUCAGCCACCCGCGCCUCAUCCGAGUGCUCUUCCCCUCCCUCAUCUCGGCCUGCUACAACAACUCCCAAAACAAGGUCAUUCUGCAGCAGGAGAUGAGCUGUGUGCUGCUGGCUACGUUCAUUCAGGACUGUGCUGCAAAUGAGAAAGAUUCAGACAACAAAAUAAAGCCCGGAGUUUCCCAGCUGCUGGAUUACUGCGAGUUGUCUAACCGCUUUCCAAGAGACCAGUGGGACUCAGCGCUGCAGUUCUUUCUCAAGAAGCAGGAAGAGUGAUGCACACUGUCCUCAGAAUGGAUAAGCACAGUAUGAACAUUUCAAAAGAAACAUGUGGACUUUUGUUUUUUUCUCUUUUUUCCACAAUUUUAAGUCUGCACACGAGCAAAUAUGUUCUUCAGACUUUGCCAGUUGUGAAGCCUUAUCAUAUGUUGGUGUAUCUGUUUUGAUUUCUUUGAAAUCAGUUUGAUGUUUAUGAUUAUUUGCACAAAAUGUCUUCAUUGUUCAUUGCAGUUAGAACACAUGCACAGCUAUUCCAUUUAAAGUCUAUACAAGCCAUUUGUUUAUCUUUGUGUCCCUGUUGUAGAUAAAAAAAAAAGAUCCAUUUCAAAGCAGGGACCAUCUAAAUCUGAAACAUUUACUUAUACUGUAAUUUAUCAUUUGCCAAGUGUUUCAUGAAUACUGUUUGUGUUAAUUUAUUAUAUUUGUCUCAUGUUUGAAUGUGAAUGGCCAGAAUUAUUAUUUGUAGUCUACAUGAUGUCCGUUACAAGUUACGUGGCAUGCCUUGAUUGCCAGCUCAGAAUGAUCCUUUUCAAGUUCACAUCUUUGUCUCUUCUUUAUCUCUGUUAGGAGGCAAACUUACAAAUUAAUAUAAUUUAUUGAGUUAUUUACCUUCAUGUGAAAUAAAAUACUUAUGGCUAUA